Molecule: messenger RNA, 3389 nt
Organism: Verruconis gallopava
Lineage: Eukaryota; Fungi; Ascomycota; Dothideomycetes; Venturiales; Sympoventuriaceae
Exons: 4
Coding region: 557-3124 (855 amino acids)
Source: RefSeq, a predicted model, not a curated record
CGUCAUUGUUUCAUGUGUGCUCUGGAGCCAAACAUAGUUUUUGGCCUGCCCGACAUCGACUGCUGCUGCUGCUCAUCUCCCUCUCUCCAUAGCAUUGCUGUCCGCGUCGCCUUCUCCUUCCUUCCCCUGCGUUCUCGCCCUUUGCCGCUGCCCGCUGCCGUUGCUGCUUCUCUCACGCCGUCGCCCGUCGCAGGCACAUGUCCGGACGUGCUCUUGCCUAGCUCCAGCGCUGCCACUGUGCCAGGCUAAACAUAACUCUGCGCCGCGCGAGGACCGGCCGCGGUACGCUGCAGACAACUUGCAUCAACCCUACGCACGCAUCCUGGCUCAAGCGGCCAGCAACCACUCUCGACUGCGCCCAGACACCCGCUCCCAAUUGGCCUCCUCGUGCUGUCUACAUCGAUUUGUGCUGCCCUACCCUUCGGAGACUGCCUUGCUUAGCCCUUGCUGAUCGAAAAAACAUGGUCAACUGACGGCGCUGCCAUUGAUAUUCCGCCCGUCACGACCUCGAACCAAGCACUAUACACGAGACAGUUGCCCUCCUGGCUUGCGCGAGAUGGCUGCCGAGCCCACGACGCCCACAAGAGACGAUUUGGACAUGGGAGGAAUGUCGGGCAGUGAAGACACGUUCGAGGACGCCCCUGACAUCACCCCGAGACCGAGGGCGAAGAGCCCGGACACAUCGAGAUCGCUGACGGAACGGCGCACGUCGUCCGCCACGAUCGAGAAAGGACCCGGGGGAAGCACGCCCGCUACCGCCGAAGACGUCACCACGAGCCAUCCUCCGGCGAUGGAUGGCGCUUCCGCACACACGGUCAAGGAGAAUGGUCUGAUUGCCCAGGAGGAAAAGGCACAUGCCGUCAACAUGUCAGACAUGGACGAAGUGAAUCUCGGUGGAGAUGCGCAAGCGUCCACCGCCCACUCCCGCACUGCUACACAAUUGUCCGCGCCGCUGGCUCCCCCGGAAGAUUCUUCAAGAGCAUCGUCCACCACUCGCUCGAUAUCGCCGUCCAAGACAAUGCCGCCAUCCUCGGACAAGGUGUCACCUCUGCCAGCAGUGACGAGAGGCUUUAAAAGCCCUUUCUCGUGGCUGUCACGAAACACGUCAGGCGACAAGAAAGCCCAGUCGCCUCCACCUGCGCAGAGAUCGCCUCCACUCACUCGCGGCCGUCAGAACACGACUGCAUCUGCCGAUCUGCUGGUUGGACAAUUCAAGGAUGAGCGCGAAGACGAAGGCAAGAGGGACAGCAGAGAUAGCUUGAAAGAUAGGUUUAAGGAAGCUCGCAUCGCUGCCGAAACGGGCCAACCGUACCCACGAGACAGCGCCCACAUUGCGGAGCACGGUGGUGCUAUCGCCGGUCUGAUAGCAAGGUCGCAAAGUAUUGGCCUGGGCGUAACAAGCCCUCCGACCAUGACCCCGGAAGAAGAGAAAACCCGAACAUUGUCCUCGCCUGACACAGGCCAUGGUGCCACCGAGUCCGAGCCCUCCACAAGCGCACCCGCCCCUGUUGACUGGGACCUGUGGCAGAGCGUCGUGUACGAAGGUCCAGCAGCGGUCGCACGCACAAGCCCCGAAGAAAUGGAAGCUGCUAUAGCGAGUGGAAUUCCACAUCCCAUUCGAGGCGUUGUCUGGCAGGUGUUGGCAAGCAGCAAGAACGAGGAUUUGGAGAGGCUUUACGAAGAGCUCGUCGCUCGCGGCACGGACAAGGAGAAGGCGGCUACGAACGGGCACCUUAGUCUGGCGAGCACGAGCAGCAAGGACAAGGACUCGAUCGCGUCCUCGGCAUCUUCGAUUCACUCCGAGCAUUCAACGCCGGCAACAACAGCGAGCGCCAUCUCCCCGCAGGUGUCGCCCAGCGACCAGGUCAACGACGAUUUGAGCAACCUCCAGAACGGACUGAUGAAGGUGAAGACGAAGACUACCAAAGAGGAGCUGAGCAAGAUACAGAAACUUGAGAAGACGAUAAAGCGCGAUCUCGGCUCUCGGACAGCGUUUUCAAAGUUCGAGGGGGCAAAGGACCCAGAUGGCUUGUUUUCCGUCUGCAAGGCGUACGCUUUGUACGACGAGGCUGUCGGUUACGCGCAGGGCAUGAACUUCAUCGCCCAGCCGCUGUUGCUAAACAUGUCGAGACCCGAAGCUUUCUGUCUGUUUGUGCGCUUGAUGUCCAAGUACGGAAUGCGAGAGAUGUUUAUCCAGGACAUGCCAGGCCUUCACAAGCAUCUGUAUCAAUUUGAGAGACUGCUGGAAGACUUCGAACCGGCCGUGUACUGCCACCUCAACCGCAGAGGAGUCAACGCGAACCUGUACGCCACGCAAUGGUUCUUGACCUUGUUUGCUUACAGGUUCCCACUCGAACUUGUCCUCCGCGUAUACGAUCUCGUUUUAAGCGAAGGACUGGGCGCAAUCCUGAAAUUUGGCCUCGUGCUUAUACAACGCAACCGCGAGACACUUCUCGAAAUGAAGGACAUGGGUCAGCUAUGCACCUUUUUGAAAGAGCGCAUUUUCGACGCGUACAUCGACAAGCAACCUUCACAGAAGUCCAUUCUUGAAGCGGGCUUUUUUGGCUCGGGAGGAGGCGACGAAGUCUACCGAGUCGACAUGUUCGUGCAGGAUGCCACGUCGGUCAAGAUCACCCCGGACAUGCUUCAGCAGUACACGGCGGAGUGGGAGGAGAAGGAGCGGGUCGAGAAGGAGCGAGAAGCCGAGCUCGAGUCGCUGCGAACGCAGAACUCGGCGCUCCUACAAAAAGUGCGCCGGUUGGAACAACACGUCGAGAAAGUGGACGCGGAGCACGUGCAGGCGGCUUCUGAGCUCAUCAGAAUACAAGUUGAGAACGAACGUCUCCAGGACGAGAACGAGACACUCGAGGGCAAAGUCGAGGAGCUGAAGCGUGUCGUCGAGCGCCAGACGGAAGAAGUCGAAGCGCGCAUGAAGGCCGACAUUGAGGCCGUGAAGCAGGCGAACCAGGUCGUACACGCCCGCAACCGCGAACUAGAAGAGGAAAACGAGGAGACGACGGCGGCGCUCGUCAGCCUGAAAUUGGAGCACGCAAACCUGAACUCGGAGCUCGAGGCGCUGCGGCAGAAGUGGAACAACAUGCGGGAGAUGCUGAAUGGGAAGUAAGAAGAAAAAGAGAGAGAACAAAAAAUAAAAAGAGAGAGAGAGAGAGAGAGGACUGCAUGUUAUACCUCCCUAUCCUCAUUGCAUCGGAGCGGAGUUUUCCCGGGCAUGAUACGAAGUAUUGUUCAACGACAGCAUGAUGUACACAUAUCUAUUCAACGUGGAAGCUGCUGCGGGGCAAAUUGGCCUUUGGAUGGUGAGAGAGUGACUCUUCAUUUCUCGAGUUUCGGGUAAAUGAGCUUUGGUGGUCGAAGAAAAAAUAAAGGGG